Molecule: messenger RNA, 2799 nt
Organism: Symbiodinium sp. CCMP2592
Lineage: Eukaryota; Dinophyceae; Suessiales; Symbiodiniaceae
Source: the annotation of a GenBank genome assembly
AUGUCCGAGGAGAACACCUUUCAAGUCGCUGACUUCGAUGGUAACGGCCUCGUCUCUGAGCUGGAGCUCCAACGCCUUGGCUGCCGCAGCCUGGCCCUGCGCGGCAACGUCACGGCAGCGACGGUGGCUCGGGCAGAGAUCGAGCCGGUCUUCCGGGCAGUGGAUGAAGCGCUGGUUGGUGAGGUGUCGGUUGAAGAUUUUGGCUUGGCGGUUGGCUCCGUGGAGGUCAUGGGGCUUCGGACCCUUGUUCAAUCCGUCUUCAGUGCCGGCGUGGAGGCCUUCCUGUCCUUCGAUGCCAAUGGCGACCGUUUGCUACAACGCUCGGAAUUCGAGGUCAUGGCCACAGCAUUGGCCAUCAGUGGCGAAAAUGUAGAUGGCUUGUUCGAUUCCUUGGCCAGCCGCAAUGCAGAUGUGGUUCAUUUGGACAUCUUCCUCUUGGCAGCCAACGGCCUCGCUGAGUUCCGCAGCCUUUUGAGGGACAGUUUCAGAGAUGUUCGGGAAGCACUGCUGGACUUUGACACCUCGCCGCCCUGGAACGAAGUGUCCUAUGAGGAGUUCUACGUGUGGUGCGAAGCCCGCCUCCAACUGCCCACCUCCCUCAUCCCCGAGAUCUUCACAGACCUGGACACCAGGAAAGAAGGUUUCCUUCGGCCCUCUCACUUUGAGAUGCUGCUCGCGGCCGAGAUCGGUGCUCGAAGCUUUGGUCAACUCUUGGGCUCCGCAUUGGGCGACCUAGCAGCCGCAUUUGACGAAGCUGAUGGCGAGGGUGACGGAAACGGCCUGGUGACGCUAGAGGAGUUGACCCGCCUGGCAUCACCUCUGGGAGUGAGAUCUGCAAAUGUGGCGAAGCUCUUUACGGAAUUGGACGUUGAUCGCGUCGGGUCCCUGACGACCCUUGGUUCUCCUGUGGGGCGUUUGCCUUCCUCGGAGUUCAGCGAUCGCGUUGCGAGACGGAGAGCCCUGUUGCCUAGGAAGGCGCAGUUCGAGGUGAUGUCCCUGCCCAACCGUAUCUUCCGCCUCAGCAACGGCGAGUCUGAGCCGGACGGGAUCCAACAGAUCAUGCGCGAGUGUUUGCUUCUACUCCGUGAGCCAAGCUCAUGUCUUGCAGCGCUCGUUUGCUGUCUGGCGUGGCGUCUCUUCACCGUCGUGUUCCGGCGCGGCCUGCCACUUGACCUUGCCCCGGAGGACCGCAUCCACGUCUACGAGAUGCGGCUUUUCCGCGACGACGACUGCCUGUCGGAGCUGCCCUGCGACCUGCCGGUCGCCAGCGGCCACUUCCUCCUCCUCCAGGAGGGUGCUGUGGUGAACCCCAACGAGACUGCCAUGGUCUACAACGAUGUCAGCGCAGGCCGCGCCUUCGACAGGAACUUCUCUUCCAGGUGGAUCUCGCAAUGUGGCCCCUGCAGGGCCGAGGAAGCUUGGAUCGGUUGCAAGUUCGACCUCCAGAUUGAGGCCUUCCAAGUGCCCAUGACGGACGCCACGCCGGCCCCAGCCCCGGCUGCACCGGCGACAGGUGGCGGCCUGGAAAGCGCAGACAUUUGGGGUGAGGACGACAUCGUUACCGCUGACCUGAAAAGGUCCAGUGUUGAUGAAAUCAAUCAGCGGAUUCGACUCCUGGACAAUGAUAUCCGUGUCAUGAAGAGUGAGCAGCAGCGUCUCACGCACGAAAUCAAGACCAUCGAAGAGAAGACGAAGGACAACAAGGAGAAGAUCAAGCUGAACCGCCAGUUGCCUCAUCUCGUUGCAAACGUGGCCGAGAUCCUGGAGUUGGAGAAAGAAGAAGACGACGAGGAUGGUGCCAUGCAAGACAUCGACACCCAGCGGGACGGCAAAAGCAUGGUUAUCAAAACGACCACCAGGCAGACGAUCUUCCUGCCAGUGAUCGGUUUGGUGGAGGCGUCAGAACUGAAACCGAAUGACUUGGUGGGUGUGAACAAGGACUCCUACCUGGUCUUGGACAAGCUGCCGCCAGAGUACGACUCCCGCGUGAAAGCGAUGGAGGUUGAUGAGCGCCCCACAGACCAGUACAGCGACAUUGGUGGUCUGGAGAAGCAGAUUCAAGAGUUGCAGGAGGCAAUCGUCUUGCCCAUGACGCACAAGGAGCGCUUCGAAAACAUCGGCAUCCAGCCCCCGAAGGGAGUGUUGAUGCAUGGGCCGCCGGGUACUGGCAAGACCAUGAUGGCCCGAGCCUGCGCGGCUGCCACGAAUGCUACUUUCCUCAAGCUGGCAGGACCCCAGCUGGUGCAAAUGUUCAUCGGCGAUGGUGCGAAGAUCGUCCGUGAUGCCUUCGUCCUUGCGAAAGAGAAAGCGCCCGCUAUCAUCUUCAUCGACGAGUUGGACGCCAUCGGCCAAAAGCGCUCCGGCGGAGGGGAGCUCUCUGGGGUACGCGAGGUACAGCGAACGAUGCUCGAGCUGCUGAACCAGCUGGACGGCUUCACCAACCAGACCACCGUGAAGAUCAUCGCAGCCACGAACCGCCCAGAUACGCUGGAUCCCGCGCUGCUCCGCUCUGGACGCCUGGACCGAAAGAUCGAGCUCCCGCACCCCAACGAGGACUCCCGCGCGCGCAUCAUGCAGAUCCAUUCCCGAAAGAUGAACUACAAGAAAGACGAUGUGAACUUCGUGGAGCUUGCCCGCUCCACCGACGACUUCAACGGAGCCCAGCUCAAGGCAGUGUGCGUCGAGGCAGGCAUGGAGGCGCUACGCCGCGGCGCCACGGAGCUGUGUCACGAGGACUACGUGGCCGGGAUCGGUGCUGUCCAAGCGAAGAAGAAGAGCAACUUCAACUACUAUGCCUGA